This is a messenger RNA of Arabidopsis thaliana (thale cress), 1988 nucleotides long. Its product is annotated as Ypt/Rab-GAP domain of gyp1p superfamily protein. The coding region runs from base 216 to 1208 and encodes 330 amino acids. NCBI's taxonomy places the organism in Eukaryota, Viridiplantae, Streptophyta, Magnoliopsida, Brassicales, Brassicaceae. The transcript has 11 exons. The record is from RefSeq and is marked reviewed.
CGGCAGCCUCCGUCGGUGACCUUGUCGUGACGCAGGGCCUUUUCCUCGCUCCAACAUUUAAAUUCUCUGAAUUUCGAUUGAUCAAUACGGAGUACGAAGCACGAAGAUCGAUUUAGCAUUCUAGUUCAUGAUGUUGAAUCCGACAAGGGAUGAUAGUCUAUAAUAGGUUUGCUCUGAAUCUGGAUUGACCCAGAGAAAAAAAAGUGAAGCUUUGUAUGAUUUGUUGUGGAUUUAUGUGGAAAUCCGGAGGUGAAGAUUUGCAAGGUUUCUAUCCAGUUAGAGAAGAAUGUGUAGCAGAUGUUCCCAGGACUCGAUUUAAAUCAAGGGCUGGUAAAACUCUUAGUGCUAGAAAAUGGCACGCUGCGUUUACUGGAGAUGGACAUUUGGAUAUGGAAAGAGUUCUUCGCCGUAUACAGCGAGGGGGAAUUCAUCCCUCAAUCAAAGGAGAGGUUUGGGAGUUUUUGUUAGGAGCUUACGAUCCAGACAGCACUUUUGAAGAACGGAACAAGUUGAGGAAUCACAGAAGGGAGCAGUAUUAUGCUUGGAAAGAAGAAUGUAAGAAUAUGGUUCCUCUUGUUGGUAGCGGAAAGUUUGUCACGAUGGCAGUUGUUGCGGAAGAUGGGCAGCCAUUAGAAGAAUCCUCAGUAGACAAUCAAGAAUGGGUUGUGAAAACCGCUAUAACAGACAAGCGUGUGCUCCAGUGGAUGCUUGUGUUGAGUCAAAUCGGUCUCGAUGUUGUUAGAACGGAUCGGUAUCUCUGCUUUUAUGAGAGUGAAAGUAAUCAAGCAAGACUAUGGGAUAUUCUUUCCAUCUAUACAUGGUUAAAUCCUGAUAUUGGCUAUGUUCAGGGAAUGAACGACAUAUGUUCCCCCAUGAUAAUCCUACUUGAAGAUGAAGCCGACGCUUUCUGGUGCUUUGAGCGUGCAAUGCGAAGACUAAGAGAAAAUUUCAGGACAACAGCAACAUCAAUGGGCGUCCAGACUCAGCUGGGUAUGCUCUCACAGGUCAUUAAAACCGUUGAUCCUCGGCUCCAUCAACAUCUUGAGGAUCUCGACGGUGGAGAGUAUCUGUUUGCUAUACGAAUGUUGAUGGUAUUGUUCAGAAGAGAGUUUUCCUUCCUUGAUGCUUUGUACCUUUGGGAGGUAACAAGAUUCUGUUUAUGUUUCUACUUUGGUUACAAUAACUGUCCGCAUUUCUUGAUGUCAUAAGCUGAUGAUGGGGAUGUGAAUUUGAUUUUCAUUCACCUGAGAGAACCCAAUUCAUGUUCUUUUAGGGUUUAGAGUGUUGUCUUGAUUUGAGCUGAUAAUAAGACUGUGAGAUAGAAUUUUGUUUCAGCUGAUGUGGGCUAUGGAAUACAAUCCAAACAAGUUUGCAUCAUACGAAGAACCACAGAACAUGAACAACUCCUCAGGACAGGAUCCGAGGUUACUUAAGCAGUAUGGAAAAUUUGAGAGAAAAUAUAUAAAGAGUGGCCAGAACGAGCAACACAACACGCUUGCUGUUUUUGUUGUGGCUAGUGUUCUUGAAACAAAGAACAAACGUCUCUUGAAGGAAGCUAAAGGCCUAGAUGACGUUGUUCAGAUAUUGGGAGGUAUUGCAGGUAAUUUGGACGCGAGAAAAGCGUGUAAAGAAGCGUUGAAGAUUCAUGAAAAAUUCCUGAAAAAGGCUAAUAGUAAGCAUUAAGGAAUGACAUUGCCUGACCUUUAACUAUCCGAUUUUGUUAGACCGAUGUCUAUAUCGAUCUUCGCAUGAAAUUGGGUCGACAGCCGAGGUCGAUAGUUCUAAUAAAGAUUGGGGGAGGUAUCGAUGAGAAUGCUCUGAUUAUUUUGUUCUUUCAUUUCUGUAAUCUUUCUGUUCCUAUGUAUUUGAGUUUCACUGUUGUAUCUUAUAAAUUCGUUUGUUGAUAAUGUGUGCAAAGAAUUUAUACCUGCGUGCCGUUUCUCGAAAUUCAUGAUGUUUUCAUAAGCCCCAUCUCAAACUACUCUAUU